This is a messenger RNA of Xiphias gladius (swordfish), 1149 nucleotides long. RefSeq names its product leucine-rich repeats and transmembrane domains 2a (gene lrtm2a). The record is from RefSeq and is a predicted model, not a curated record. The transcript is spliced from 7 exons. Gene Ontology annotation, cellular component: plasma membrane. Gene Ontology annotation, molecular function: protein binding. The coding region runs from base 1 to 1149 and encodes 382 amino acids. NCBI's taxonomy places the organism in Eukaryota, Metazoa, Chordata, Actinopteri, Istiophoriformes, Xiphiidae.
AUGCCCCUCUACACCCACCCUCCUGGGGGCAUUGGCCUGGCCCCGCCCAGUGCUACCACCCACUUGGCCAGACCUGUCUUCCUCUGUGUCGUUUGCCUCCUGGCGGCGCUGCUGCCGCUCGCCUCCUCCUGCCCUCCUCCCUGUCUCUGCUCCUCAGAUGGCCUAGUGGUGGACUGCGGGGGCCGGGGUCUCUCCUCCCUGCCUCCCCUGCACCACCUGCCUCCGGGGAGCCGCUCCUUCCUGCUAGCCAACAACAAGCUUGCUUCGCUGGGAGCCUCUGCCUUCGCUAACCUCUCCUCUCUGGAGGAGUUGGACCUCUCUAAUAACUACCUAGAUAAUUUACCAGCUGGAUUAUUCAGAGACAUGUCCAACCUGACGAGACUGACUCUGCACAACAACUCACUAACAGUAAUGGACAGAGACCUCUUCCAGGGUUUGGGGGUUCUUCAGAGUCUGGAUCUGUCACUGAACGGACUGUCCUCUAUUCCUUUGGGGCUACUGGAUGAACUACAGAGCCUCAGGUGGCUGUCUCUAGCGGGUAACAGGCUUCAUGGUUUGGAGAGGGCAGCGUUUGAGCCCCUUGCCAACCUACAACACCUGGAAUUGGGACACAACCCCUGGGAAUGUGACUGCAACCUCCGCGAUUUCAAACACUGGAUGGAGUGGCUGCUGUACAGAGGGGGAAAGGUGGACGCAGUGGAGUGCACGCUACCGAAGGAUCUGCGUGGGCGAGACAUCCGUGGCGUUCCAGUGGAAAUGUUCAACUACUGCCUCCAACUUGAAGAUGAGAACGGAGGAGGUGAGGGUUCCCGUUCCGGACAGAAAAGUGUUCCUCCCUGCAGCAGGAACGCUCUUAACCCCAGUGGGGCAACACCAAUUUCUGACAACAGUGGGGAGGCCCCGUCGGAUUGUGUCCGCGCCCGUUACCGCCCCGUGAGCGUGCGCCGAGCUAUCGGCACAGUGGUGAUUGCCGGCGUGGUUUGCGGCAUUGUUUGCAUCAUGAUGGUUGCAGCCGCGGCAUAUGGCUGCAUCUACGCCUCCCUGAUGGCCAAAUAUCAGAGAGAGCUGAAGAAGAGGCAGCCGCUGAUGGGAGACGGAGAGGCAGACGGGGAGGAUAGGGAGGAGAAACAGAUCUCCUCUGUGGCCUAG